Molecule: messenger RNA, 6865 nt
Organism: Oreochromis niloticus (Nile tilapia)
Lineage: Eukaryota; Metazoa; Chordata; Actinopteri; Cichliformes; Cichlidae
Gene: nr2f6b
Product: nuclear receptor subfamily 2, group F, member 6b
Exons: 5
Coding region: 4382-5605 (407 amino acids)
Biological process (GO): regulation of DNA-templated transcription
Molecular function (GO): zinc ion binding; sequence-specific DNA binding; DNA-binding transcription factor activity
Source: RefSeq, a predicted model, not a curated record
CCGUGCCUGCUUGGAAGCAACAGUGAAUACCUCACUCCUUUUUUUCUCUCUCUCGCUCUCUAUUUGGAGGCUGUUAUUGGAAACUGUGGUUGGAGGCUCCGAUUGUUUAUUCUGUCCUCCCCUUUUCACGGAGACCUUCACAUGACAAUACUGCCGGUGUGGCAGAGAAAGCAGGCCAGGAAUUCCACAGGAGUUCUGCCCACCGCCAAGACGAUGGAUGAGCUGUAAGACAGAAGCCUUAUGUACACGUUACCGUGCUUUUAUCUGCCGAAUUAAAGUGCUAAUCAUCCAGCAUUAUCUAAAAUGACCGUGCUCUUGUUAUCUACAAAAACAUUUUUGUGGCUGGGUUUGGGCAAUGUCAAGGAAAAAGUGAACAUUAGAAGAUUGCGCACUUGUUUUAAUACUGGAAAGUUCACUUUAAGAAUGACUAAAAGUGUCACGUAACCUUGAUUAGCAUCUUACCAAAACUGUAAACUUCCACUGCUCCGAUUGCACACUUGACUCAGGAUGUACCCCGGUUUCUGGUGUCAGAGUCUUGUGAUAUACGGCCAACAUUCGCAAUGCAGGAAGCAGUUAUGAUUUCCAUGAAAACAAUGUUUGGAAAACUGACUAGUCAUAUAUAAACAAAACUUCUUGGAGGACGAAUUAGAGAUAAGCUGUAUUGCAUCCUCUGCUGCUUUCAAGUCUAAGGAAAUAAGCAUCGGGGUUAUCUUAGUUUAGGACAUUGAUUUUUAUUUAUUUAUUUUACUCUUUAAACCUGUCAGGUUUGAAGAGCCUUAUCACCAAGUAAAGGAAAAGUGUAGUUGUGAAUAUUUCUUCUAAAUUCAGGGUUUCAUUAAGUGCACCUGCAAUUAGGUGCGGUCCAACAGAAAGCCACCUGAAUCUUUAAAAAACGUUUUAAUAAGCUUUUUAACUUAAUAAGCUUAAUAAGCUAAAUGUGCUGACCAGUUGUGCCAGUUUCCUGCGCUGUGGUUAAGAAUGAGGUAAAAGUACGCUGUAUUUGCUCAUCUGCCUCCACACGCAUGUGACUGUGAGUGACAUCCUAUUCUUAAUCCACAGGGUUUAAUAUAAUGUUGACCCACCCUUUGCAGCUAUAACAGCUUCAGCUCUUGUGGGAAUGCUUUCCACGAGUUUAUGGGAAGUUUUGGCCGUUCUUCCAGAUGUUCUGUUCAGGUCCAGGUGUUCUGUUGGGUUAAGACUGGGACUCUGUGCAGGCCAGUCAAGUUCUUCCACACCAAAAAACUCGCUCAUCCAUGUCUUUGUGGACCUGGCUUUGUGUCCUGGUGCGCAGUCAUGUUGGAACAGGACGGGACCAUCCCCAAGCCGAUCCCACAAAGUUGGGAACAUCAAAUUGUUCAAAGUAUCAUGGUAGACUGAAGCAUUAAGAGUUCCUUUCACUGGAACUAAGGAGCCAAGCCCAACCCCACACUACUAAACCUUAUAGUUGGCACAAUGCAGUCAGGCACUUACCGUUCCCCUGGCAACCGCCAAACUUGUCCAUCGGAUUGUCAGUUGGGGAAUCGUGAUUUGUUACUUCAGAGAACACGUGUGCACUGCUCUAGAGUCCAGUGGCAACGUGCUUUUCACCACACGUUUUGCGGUUGUAAGGCUUGGACGCGGCUGCUCGGCCACGUAAACCCAUCCCACGAAGCUCUCUGUACACGGUUCUUGAGCUGAUCUGAAGGCCACAUGAAGCUCGGAGGCCUGAAGCGAUUGACUCUGCAGAAAGUUGGCGACCUCUGCACACUGCGUGCCUCAGCAUGCGCUCAACCCGCUCUGUGACUUUACAUCCUAGUGGCUGAGUGUGGCUGAGCUGCUGUCAUUCCCAGUUGUUUCAACUUUGUUAUAACACCACUAACAGCUGACUGUGGAAUAUUUAGUAGUGAGGAAAUCGGUGGCAUCCUAUCACUGAACCCGUUCUUUCACAAAGGUUUGUAGAAGCAGUCUGCUCGCCCAUGUGAAUGAUUUCAUACACCUGUGGUCAUGGAAGUGACUGGAACACCUGAAUCCAGUGAUUUGGAUGGGCGACUGAAUACUUUUGGCAAUACAGCGUGCUAGCAGUGUGGCGACUGGAGACCAAUAAUUUCAGAGAAGAAGAGUUUAAAUUAAAAUUACCAAAGCAAAAACGAAUGGAGGCAGAGAUUAUUGUUAACCUUUAUGUUCAUGACCAGAAUGUGUACAGGAGACCAACUCGCAUUUGGAGAUGGGCGACCAGCAAAUCCCUUUAGGACUGUGGAAAAUAACAUAUGUAUGUAAGAUUAAGGUUAGACAACUAAAACACGUGUUUACUGUUGACUGCAUGGCCCCACAUUACUUCCUGUCCCUGCACCGAUCAUCUUCCUGACCACCAUGUCUGCAUAAAAUCACAACAUCUUCCUCCUCUUGCUCAUCCAAAUAAACGAAAUCCUCCGUCUCAAUGUGGAAAAGAAAGGUCGCGCCACUGAUUGUCAGCCGGCGCAGGCCUGUGAGUGUGCGCAGCAGGUGUGAAAAGGAGCCGGUGGCGUAUCAUAUAACCUUUUGACAAGUUGCUCAACAACAACAGGCGCUCCCUGUUAUUAUUGGGUCAACAAAGUCGGAGGAAGUCUUUGGGAUUAGAGUGGAGUGGAGAGUACGAGUGUGAAUGCCGUGUGCUCGUUGAGCCCCCCCUCAUCUUCUUUCUCUUUCAGCAUAGAGGUUAACUCCCCCCACCGCCACCACCACCCCUACCACCCCUUUGCUCCCAGGCAGGCCCGGGUCAGGGCAGAAACCGGCAGCCAGUCAGGCAUUCUUUCUGUGUACAUGUGUGUGUUUGUGUGUGGCUGCAGCCCACUCUGUGCUCUUUGACUCCGCUGCCCUUAUAAGGCGAGCAGCGCCAUGGCAACAGCAGGGCUUGAAUAGCAGUGUCAAAUCCCUCAGCACACAGACACACGCUCACUCUCCCUAAAGGAGGGAGCGAGGCAGAGAGACAGAGCGGGGAUUCAGAGAGAGAGAGACGAGGCUAUCUCCGGGCUGCUCUCCACUGCCGCAGCAGCAGCGUCGGGCUUUCGCUCAAAGGUCUGUGACCGUGUUUUUUCCUGCGCUUGUUGUUUGCCUAAUUUAUUCCUGCUGGGGCCAGCAGAAAGAAAGAAAGAAAGAAAGGGGAAAAAAAGGACAGGCAGAAUAGCAAAGAGUGCAACAGUACACCGUGACUCGCCGACAGGGAAUGCAGAGAGAAGUUCUGGCCUCUGGUUGUUACUGCUGGAUGGACAAGUACUGACAAAACAAGAGGAGGAAGAGAGGCAGCACUUUGUAAAGCUGUGAGAGAGGAGAGGCAGCUGCGACUGAAGAGAUUUCUCAACUCUGCUUUUGUUUCGGCUUGUUGUUGCUUUUUUUUCCUUCUGUGACAUCUGAUCCCCCGCUGACUUUAAAACAGUCGAAAGGGAUCACGAGAGAAACUCAGCUUCACCCUGGACGGCAGAAACAGGAGGACGUCUCUGGUGAACUUUGCUGCUCCUGAGACUUUAUCCUGAGAGUGAAAGGCGUCUAAUUCUUUACUUAUUUUCAUAUCAAGCCUGGACUCGAGUGCAGAUAGCCUUAAAUAUACUUUUAGAUUAAUAGGCGGUCAAUUCGCCGCAGUUUCCCAAACUCCUCGGCUUAAUUUUUCGAGGCAAAUCUUUUCCUCCUCUCCAUCACUAUCAGCCUCGACAAGUCAAGAGUGAGUCUAGGCUAGAACUGGCUCUGAUGAACAGAUAAAAACCUCAGCACGACAGGAACUGGUUGGACGAGUUUAUAAGUCAGAGCAGAGGGCAGGGCAGUUUAACCCUGCAUGAAGGAGGGCUGUGUACGACUCUCCUCCCGCCUGCUCGUCCUUUCCAGAGAAAGUCGUGCGCUGAGACGGAGAGAGGGGCAACAGAGGCUCUGUUUGCCCCCCCCCACCCACACACAGACACAUACUAUGCUUAGGGAUAGGUGAGGGUUUUUCUUUCAAAGGGGGAAGACGGAGAAAGAAAGUGAGAGGGAGGGAGUCAAAGUGUAAUUUAUUGUUUCCUGUGAAAAGAACAAGGCUGCACCCUUUUCGACUGCCUGAACUCUGAACCACACACCGUGUUUGUGUGUGCGCGUCUGAAGUUUUGUCGGACCUCGGGAAGCCACCGUGAUCAGAGGUCAGGGCGGAAAACAGGACAGAGAGAGCCGGGGAUUAAAGAAGAGAGGGACGACAGAAAGUGGAAAGACCCACAGGUCAGCUCGACCGGACGGCAAAGACGAGAAAGGUCAAGAGGCGGAAUUUCCCCCCGCGACUUUUAAAUCUCCUCGGAUCGGGGGCGGAAUCGGCUCUUUAGACUCUGAGAGCCAGUUGGAAGGCGGUGGGACGGAGCAGGUCUGUGUGUAUGAUCCACUCACAGGGCUGCACGUCUCAGAGAAUAUGGCCAUGGUGAGCGGAGGAUGGGGUAAUCCCAACGGGGGCGCUAACGGACUCGGGGAAAAGGCUUACCUGAGGAGGGGGGAGGACGAGGAGGGGUCGCCCCGCGCCGGGAGCAGCGACGUGGACGUGGGCGACGAGGACAAGGCCUGCGUGGUGGACUGCGUGGUGUGCGGGGACAAGUCCAGCGGGAAGCACUAUGGCGUGUUCACCUGCGAGGGCUGCAAGAGCUUCUUUAAGAGGAGCAUCAGGAGAAACCUCAGCUACUCCUGCAGAUCAAACCGAGAGUGCCAGAUCGACCAGCACCACAGGAACCAGUGUCAGUACUGCCGUCUGAAGAAGUGCUUCCGGGUCGGGAUGCGCAAAGAAGCUGUCCAGCGGGGUCGCAUCCCUCCAUCGCACUCAGGUAUCAGCCCCAACUCCCUGGCGGGCGGGGUCGCGGGUGUGGUUCCAGGUCACAUUGGGGCAGACUACUUCAACGGCCAGCCGGUGUCCGAGCUCAUCUCCCAGCUCCUCCGGGCCGAGCCGUACCCCCCGAGCCGCUACGGGGCGCCAUACGGGCAGGCACAGAUGCAGGCAUCUGCGAGCGGCGCCUCCGUCAUGGGCAUCGACAGCAUCUGCGAGUUGGCAGCCCGUCUCCUCUUCAGCACCAUCGAGUGGGCCAGAAACAUCCCGUACUUCCCGGAGCUCCCGGUUUCAGAGCAGGUGGCGCUGCUGAGACUGAGCUGGAGCGAGCUGUUCAUCCUUAACGCGGCUCAGUCUGCUCUCCCGUUGCACAUGGCUCCUCUGCUGGCGGCAGCCGGCUUUCACUCGUCUCCCAUGUCCGCCGAGCGCGUCGUGUCCUUCAUGGAUCAGGUCAGGGUUUUCCAGGACCAGGUGGAAAAGCUGAACAGGCUUCAGGUGGACUCUGCCGAGUACAGCUGCCUCAAAGCCAUCGCGCUGUUUUCUCCUGACGCUUGUGGUCUGACGGACCCGGCUCACGUGGAGUCCCUGCAGGAAAAGGCUCAGGUCGCCCUGACGGAGUACGAGAGGUUGCAGUACCCCAACCAGCCUCAGCGCUUCGGCCGCCUGCUGCUGCGCCUCCCUGCGCUGCGCGCCGUGCCGGCUAACCUCAUCUCCCAGCUCUUCUUCAUGCGGCUGGUGGGCAAGACGCCGAUCGAGACGCUGAUCCGAGACAUGCAGCUAUCGGGGAGCUCCAUCAGCUGGCCCUACGCACCGGGACAGUAAAUCCAGCUCCGGAGUGAGAUCACACUGAGAUGACUCAGAGCUGUGGAGGUCACUUUUUCCUCUCUGCAAAGUUUUCCUGACAUGACACCAAAGCUGCUUUCAGGGGAAAAAAGUUUGAUUGUCUCUAAUGCAGCACACCUCUCUCGCCCUCAUUCCGGAUGAACUCGGCUUUCGGUAGAACUCUUUACCGCGAGGCCUCGUGCCGGCACUACCUCCUCCCCCCAUCGCCCCCAGUGUGACUUGAAAUCAGAGUGCGCUCUGAACGAAGCCAUAGCAGCGCCGCUUACUGUACGCUGCCGUGGCCGGGACACGGCGUGCAGGUCGCACCCAAGCUGUGUGACGUUUUGUGCUGAAGUGAGAGACUUUGCUGCCAGACGAAGUAUUUGUGAAGACUGCGACGUGUCGCUUCAACACAGAGGAGGCUGCAUCUCAGACCUGUUUUGUAUGCCGUGUGCAGAAAGGAAUAGUUCAACAUAGAUCAAAGUAAAUCACUCUCAGGACUGUAUGAUAAAUAUGAAGCUGUGCCAGCUUCAGCUAGCUCUGUGCAAAGGUACCAAAUCCAGCAGACAGCACAAAAAGCUCUUGUUAGCGCCUUUACGAGGUGUUGGAAGGUUAAAACGAUCUUCUUUUCUUGUUUAUAUUCUGAACUUAAAGCCGGCAGCUGAAGCCUCAAACGAGCAUGAGAGCGCCGCCGACCUCCUCGACCAUUUUUCAGCAGAAAGUGUUGAACUAUUUCUUUUUAGCACGUUACACAGCGCUGCAGAAGCUGCCGUUAGAAAUCAAGCGAAUGUACUUAAACACAGCCGGGCUCCUUGGGACGGUCACAUCCCAGUCGGACAUUAUUACCUCAUGUUUUAUACAUCAGUGACAGAUGGAGAUUGUAUAGAAAACUAUGUGUGUGUUAAAGAUAUUUACAAAGGGAUCAAGGCACUGCUAUCACUGUAAGCAAACAGCAAGACCCAGCGGGCAGGUCUUAGCCAAAAAUAGAGAUUAAAAUGUUAAAUUUCAUGUGAGAGGACUUCAAUCGUUUGAGAUCAUUUAGUGGAAGCUACACUGAAUCAGGUGAUGCCCGCUUUGCUGAUUUUUCUGUGUCCUUUUGUGAGGGUAGAUGUGGUUUGAAUUGUUAUUUUGUGUCAGCGGCCUCUUUGAGAUGAUUGUGAAAGAUACUCUGACGUGUAAAAGGAUGUUUGUUGGCACUGACGUAAGAGGUACUUUGUUAUUGGUGUGUUAUCGCGACGACCUGCGGCUCAUUGCGAUGAA